Molecule: messenger RNA, 1056 nt
Organism: Peronospora matthiolae
Lineage: Eukaryota; Oomycota; Peronosporomycetes; Peronosporales; Peronosporaceae
Source: the annotation of a GenBank genome assembly
AUGAAUAUGUUGGAUGAUGAAGAUGACCAAAGCUUUCACGCUACGCGUGACGGCUACUCCCAUUUGAGCGAUGUCGAAUGGGAUGCGGUUGAACGAAUGGGUUCGACCAUGGGCAUCCAUGCUGUUAGCGUCAUGCUAGAGGCUCUCAAUAGAGAUGCCCAACAUGCUACUAUCGCCAAGUUCAUUCAAAAUGAACUUGACGCAGAACGCGAGAAAGUAGCCUUGCUUCACCAACAAGGUUCUCAACAAGCAGAGUUGUUGAGAGAACUGGGUGCUCAACAGUUUGAACUGUUGAGACAGCAGCAGGCUGCUGCUGGCGGGUCGAUGCACUCGCGUCGGCCCGAGACUUUGAAGAUUGACAUCUCAAAGUAUAGGGGGGUCGAAGAAGACUCCCUCUUGAGAUGGUUCGUCGAAUUGGAUGACGCCAUAAGGGCGCGUCGCAUCGACGACGGGGAUAUGCAAGUUGCAUUUGCCCAGUCAAAUCUGGCAGGACGUGCCAAGACUUGGGCACUGGGGCUCAAGCUGCACGACCCAUAUGCGUUUGGGUCGUUGGAAGUCUUCAAGUCGCGGCUCAGACAAACGUUUGAACCGCCUAGAGCUGAGUUCAGAGCUCGAACCGAACUCUUGAAGCUCAAGCAGAGUAAGCGUGAUGUGCACGCUUACGCUCAACAUAUACGACAUCUCACGAGUUGUAUAAGUUCCAAUCCGGUGGAUGAACACACGUUGGUUUCGGUGUUCAUGCAGGGUCUUGCGGAUGGUCCCGUCAAGACUCACCUGUUCCGGCUUGAACUAGAUUCACUAGAACAAGCCAUUUCAAUUGCGGAGCAGGAAGACUUCAGUCUGAGACAGGCUCGCGCCAGCUCGACAUCAUAUCGUCAACCGAGACGAUAUGACAACGGAGGUCCAGAGCCGAUGGAACUCUGUUAUGUAGAGAGCGAGAAGGCUCGCUCUACAGGCUACAAGAAGUUGCAGAGAUGCAACAGAUGUCAAAAGACAGGACACUACGCUUACGAGUGUAGUGCUCCCUCGUCCAGUGUCUCGCGACACUGGGCGUAG